GGUUCAGUUGCUAUGUGGUUGUUACUGCUUUUGGUUACUUUAUGCGCUUUUUCUGUUUCCUGCAUCGAAUUGACUUUUGAAUUGCCCGAUAAAGAAGUCCAGUGUUUUUUUGAAGACAUCAAAGUUAAUGUUAAAACUGUCUUGGAAUUCCAGGUUGUUACUGGAGGAAAGUAUGACGUUGAUGUAUCUAUAGAAGAUCCAACUGGAAAGGUUAUUUAUAAAGAAAUCAAAAAGCAGUACGCGAGUUAUGAUUGGACGACUUCUGUAGAGGGUCCGUACAAGGUGUGUUUCUCAAACGAAUUCUCUACCUUCUCUCAUAAAAUAGUUUACAUGGAUUGGCAAAUUGGAGACGAAGAGCACAUGAAGGGAACUCCGCGUACAGCAGCCAUGACUCAAUUGGAGACUUCAGCUGCUAAAAUUGGCGACAAUUUGAGGGUAGCAGACGAUUUUCAAACACAUCACAGGUUGCGUGAAGCAACUGGGCGUAAACGGGCUGAAGAACUCAAUGAAAGAGUUUUGCUAUGGUCACUCGGGCAAACUGGCACAAUAAUUCUACUAGGAAUUGCUCAAGUACGUUUUCUUUGUAGAGUUGGAACAACAGGCAGUUGCAAAAAAACUGUCCCUCAAAUUGAACCGUAA
Enterobius vermicularis (human pinworm) is the source of this 639-nucleotide messenger RNA. Lineage: Eukaryota; Metazoa; Nematoda; Chromadorea; Rhabditida; Oxyuridae. The record is from the annotation of a GenBank genome assembly.